UGACCUAAAUUGGUUUCGAUGAACCCACCCACACAACUGUAAACCAAUCCAAAUUGCGUUCUUCAGUCCACCACACAGAGAGUGAGGUUUGAUUUCUUCAGUUACCAAUCGAUCGGCACCAUGUGCGCUGGACGCACGUCUGCAAUGGCCGUCGCCGGCAACUACUUGGGGUCGUCAUCGAUCCUUCAAAGAUCACUUUUUCAGGCGUUUCUUCCUCCCUCUCCUUCUUCUUCAUUUCGUGCCAUCUGCUUCAAUAAAUUCACUCGCUUUCUUCCACUCGCUUCUCCUUCCGCUUCCCGACCAGCUGGCUUGUGUCAACUAGCGCACGCUUUAAAGGGUGAUAUUGGUGGGUUGGUUAAAAUGAGUGGGGAGAAGAAUGCCAGUGAAGAAGUGAAGCACGUCCUUGAAAUGGCUAGAAGGGCUUCAUCUAGGAGGGAGAUUCUUACAUCUGAUUUUCUCACGCCACCUGUUCUUAAAGACUCUGUUUUGAUGUUGGAGAAGUUAGUAGACGUCAAAACAGUUGCACAAGGAGGAUACCCUCAGGCAGAGCGCUGUCGGCUUUCAGUUGGGCAUCCUGAAGUUUUGACUUCUGAGCCUGAUAUUGUUGCAGCUGUGAGUAUUUCAGGAAAUUUCGGGUUUCAACCAUGUUCUCAUGGCGACUUCCUCGGUUCAAUUCUUGGUACAGGGAUUGCAAGGGAGAAGUUGGGUGAUAUACUCUUGCAGGGAGAAAAAGGUGCCCAAUUUCUUAUUGUUCCAGAACUUGUGGAGUUCAUCUUGACAGCUUUAGGCAAGGUCGGUAAUGUUUCAGUUACAUGUAAAAAGAUACCAUUGCUCGCCUUGGAAUAUGAACCGCCCAAGACCAAAAUUUUCAAAACCAUAGAAGCAUCACUGAGGGUUGAUGCUGUAGCUAGCGCUGGAUACAAAAUAUCUCGCACCAAGCUAGGCGAUUUAAUAAGUAAUGGAGAUGUUCGAAUAAAUUGGGGAACAGUGAGUAAGAGCAAUACACUGGUUAAGAGUGGAGAUAUGAUCUCAAUGAGUGGGGAAGGAAGGCUGAAGAUUGGAGAAAUCAACCCUACGAAGAAGGGGAAAUUUUCAGUUGAGCUGAUCAGAUAUCUAUAGCAAUCUGAGUAUGUAUCUGAAUCAUUCCCUUCCCCUGUUUUGUAUUUGACAAGCCAAAAGAAACCCUAAUUUCAUCACUGUCAUAGUUUUUGUUAUCAAACACAUGAUCCCAGUUUGUAACAAAACAUCUCGGGCCCAAGAGUAUUGUGUAUAUCUAGGAGACAAUCUCAUCUUUAGAACUCC
This is a messenger RNA of Impatiens glandulifera, 1302 nucleotides long. RefSeq names its product putative RNA-binding protein YlmH. Gene Ontology annotation, molecular function: RNA binding. Bases 121 to 1119 code for a protein of 332 amino acids. The transcript has 10 exons. NCBI's taxonomy places the organism in Eukaryota, Viridiplantae, Streptophyta, Magnoliopsida, Ericales, Balsaminaceae. The record is from RefSeq and is a predicted model, not a curated record.